GAUUCACUCAAUAAUCAGAUCACAUAAUAAUACUGCAUUGUUCAUCAGAUAUAAAUGCAAAUCGUUUUUUAGAUUAUCAGAAUUUCUUUUAGAAAAGAGAGAAAAACAAUAAACUAAUGAUGAAUGACAAAAAUGAGUUCCAAGAAGAUAAACUAGAUAAUGCCAAAUCUUCAUUUCUUAAAAUUAUUAAUUCGUUAGAUACUUCAGAACAAAUCAAACAAUUCAAUGAAUUUGCUAAAAAUAUUUUAGAUAAAGAAAUUAAAGACAUUGAUGAUUUUUCAAACAGGUUUACCAAGUAUAAUAUAAAUAAUGCCUUAAUUCUUGAAAAUAUUAAAGAUAAAUUACGUAAUAAAUUAUCAAUAACAGCUGAAGCACCAAAUGAAAAUAUCGUCAUACCAAAAACAAUUGAAUAUGAAGGAUAUACAAAAGAAACUACAAUUAAUGUGGAUGCAUUUUUAUACAGUGAUAAAGACGUAGAAGAAUUGGGCCUUAAUGGUCAAUUAAAAAAUUAUUUUUGUAAUGAUUGUGGCUCAAAAAAUAUCGAAUCUUUAAAUUUUAUUUCACAUUCUACUUCAACGUUGCAAUUACGUUAUAUCUUUGAACAUGUACUAAAUGGAAUAGAGAUUAAUGAUAAAAUUGUGUUAGAUAUUGGAUCAAGAUUAGGAAGCGUUCUCUAUGUGGGAUAUUUAUUCAGUUCAACAAAAAAACUUAUUGGUAUAGAGUUAAACCAAUUUUUUGCCGAUUUGCAAAAAGAGAUAAUUCAAGAAUACAACAUGAGUGAUCGUGUAGAGAUAAUUCAGGAUGAUAUAAUGAAUCAUCCACAACUUCUUCAAACAGCCGAUAUAAUUAUAAUGAAUAAUGUAUUCCAGUUCUUUCACUCCCUACCAAUCCAACAGGCCAUCUGGUCAUUUAUACGCGUAAACACAAAGCCGUCCACUUUAAUCAUCACUUUUCCAGAUCUUAAAGAACAACUUGGUGAUGCAAAUUGCACUAACAUUGAUUUUGAUAAGUGGGUCAAGGAAAUAAAAAUAAAAAUUCCUUAUAAAAAAUCUCAAUUGACUGAAGAUGAGUGGAAAGAUUUAAAAUUGAUCCACUUGUACAAAGUAUUAUAGAUUUUUUGAAAAUAGAAUAUUGUAACCCAAUUGAUCUACUGAUGGGCGUACAAAAUAUCAUGACUACUGUAACUAAACCAUUUAUUUAAACUAAGGACUGAUAUAAGAGGAGAAAAAUAUCAACAAUCUUUUCGCGAAAAAAUUACUAAAUUAAAUAAAUGAGAAAAGGAAGAUUUAUCAUUUCGUGCAAAACCAACACCGAAAUACAAAACCAAUAUCAGCAUUUCUCUAUUGAAAAUUAUCGGCCAUCUUAUAUAUUAAUUCGGUAUGAAGCUCUUUCAACUCAUCCUUUAUAUCGUCAAUAGAAAUUUAAUGUAAAAAUUAGUUUAUAAAAUAACAUAAAAAUAGUAAUUAUACAUUUUAACUUGCCAGUUUUUGUUUAGCCUCAUCCGUUUUUAAUUUAGCUAAUAUAAUGUCCUAGAUAGUUAAAUUAUGUAAGUAAAUAAAAUGAUAAAAAAGAAUAAAAUUCUA
Rhizophagus irregularis DAOM 181602=DAOM 197198 is the source of this 1583-nucleotide messenger RNA. RefSeq lists its product as uncharacterized. NCBI's taxonomy places the organism in Eukaryota, Fungi, Glomeromycota, Glomeromycetes, Glomerales, Glomeraceae. The record is from RefSeq and is a predicted model, not a curated record. Gene Ontology annotation, molecular function: methyltransferase activity.